Molecule: messenger RNA, 3497 nt
Organism: Microtus oregoni (creeping vole)
Lineage: Eukaryota; Metazoa; Chordata; Mammalia; Rodentia; Cricetidae
Product: E3 ubiquitin-protein ligase RNF128
Exons: 7
Coding region: 303-1511 (402 amino acids)
Source: RefSeq, a predicted model, not a curated record
CAUCCAAUCCUCAUAUAUUGAUAUGCAGAGUAAAGUUGAUAGUGUUAGAAUUCCGAAGAGAGUCUGGCUAAAGGUUGUGAGUCUGUGUGUGUCCAGCUGGAGGAGGGACAAGCAGAAGGGAAUGUAGAUAAAGUGAGCAAGAGCUGAUGCCGUCAGAGCUUAGGUUGCUGGAGCUGAGAUCAGUUACCUGCCUGCAACUGAAAUUUCAAACUUCUGUUUAGAGAGGACAUUAGUGGACAAUGGUGACUGAUAGUUGGAAAUAUCUGCAGACAUCUUAAGUUUUAUGAUCAAAUGAACAAGCAAUGGAUUGGAAGAUGAAGAACAGGUUUUUCCAUUGCCUGGCAAUCUUUGCCUUCUUACUUCAAAGUACAGCAUCGUUUUCAACGAAUGCCUAUGUGACUGUGACUUACUUCAACAAGACCAGCAACGAUACCAUAACAGAUACAUGUGAGUGUGGUGUCUACGGCUUAGCCUCACGAGUGGCGAACGCUAUGGGAGUGGUGGGCAUCCCUAAGGACGGUAACUAUCAAGCUUGCGACCAGAACACUGAAUUUACUAACACUGAUAAGCCCUGGAUAGCACUGAUAGAAAGAGGUAAUUGCACAUUUUCUGAAAAAAUUCAAACAGCGAGUAAAAGGAAUGCUGAUGCAGUUGUGAUUUUCAAUUCUCCGAAGACCGGCAACCAGACAAUACAGAUGGCAAAUUUUGGUGCAGGAGACAUUGUUGCGAUCAUGAUUGGCAAUCUAAAAGGAACAAAAAUUCUGCAGUCUAUUCAAAGAGGCAUACAAGUAACCAUGGUCAUCGAAGUAGGAAAAAAACAUGGCCCAUGGGUGAAUCAUUAUUCGAUUUUCUUUGUUUCCGUGUCCUUUUUUAUUAUUACGGCAGCAACUGUGGGCUACUUUAUCUUUUAUUCUGCUCGAAGAUUACGGAAUGCAAGAGCUCAAAGCAGGAAGCAGAGACAGUUAAAGGCAGAUGCUAAAAAAGCUAUUGGAAGGCUUCAGCUGCGCACUUUGAAGCAAGGAGACAAGGAAAUUGGCCCUGAUGGAGAUAGCUGUGCUGUGUGUAUUGAGCUCUAUAAACCAAAUGAUUUGGUGCGCAUCCUAACCUGCAAUCAUAUUUUCCAUAAGACAUGUGUGGACCCAUGGCUUUUAGAACACAGGACUUGCCCCAUGUGCAAGUGUGACAUUCUCAAAGCUCUGGGAAUUGAGGUGGAUGUUGAAGAUGGAUCAGUGUCUUUACAAGUUCCUGUUUCCAAUAAUGCAUCUAAUAUUGCUUCUCCCCACGAAGAGGACAAUCGCAGCGAGACCGCAUCAUCUGGCUAUGCUUCGGUCCAGGGAGCAGAUGAGCCGCCUCUGGAGGAACAUGUGCAGUCAGCAAAUGAAAAUCUACAGCUGGUAAACCAUGAAGCAAGUGCUGUGGCUGUGGAUGUUGUUCCUCAUGUUGACAACCCAACCUUUGAAGAAGAUGAAAGCCCCAAUCAAGAGACUGCUGUUCGCGAAAUUAAAUCAUAAAAUCUGUGUCAAUAGAAACUUGAACCGUUAGUAAUAACGGGACUGCCAAUCAGGACCUAGUUUACUAUUAAUGAACUGGGUAAACGUAAUAAAGACGAGUGAAAGUGCUGAGAUGACUAAUAUUAUACUAUAGUUAAGUGGCUUAGCAUAUUUAACCUAGCAACUUUUCCACAAACUCAUUAUAGUGUUUUUCAUAGUCAAGUUUCCUCUUGAUGAUAGUGAUAACAACAUUUUUAAACAUUCAGAACUGUCUACAAGUAGUCGGGUUUUUCAUGUAUAACAACUUUCUUAUAAAAAUAUGUUGCUUUCAAUAUGUGGAGUAGCUGUAAUCGCUUUUAUUUCGUAAUAGUAUCACAAUGAAACACUGCUACUACUUUCGCUUGGGCUAUUUGUGUCAGGGUUUGUCUCCGGGUGUUUGUAUUGAUCUGGAAUUGUAAAAAGCAUUGCAAACUUAGGCUAGUGCUUCAUGAAAUGUCGAUUUAAAAUACAUUACGUUGAUAGAACAAGAUUAAAGCAAAAUGCUCAUUUUAACCUUUUCUUUUUUAAUUAAGCUGUGUAUGUAUUUCAUGUGAGUGUGAGCAUAGUUUGUCAGAAAAUAUGAACUGAAUUGGUUGAUCGGUAUAUCAGUGACACCACACAAGAUUAUAGACACAAAAGAGUUUCUUACAAAACUAUUGUAAACUAUUUCUCAAACUUGAAAUAUUCAAAAGCACAGAAUAGAAACUACUCUAAGAUGUGAAAAUAGUAAUAGUAGAAUAAAUCAGAGAAAAUUGGUAACAGACUACUCUGCAGAAUUAAUCUACAGAAAAUGUUCUGUAAGAUUUGUCUGUAGAAAGUAUUUUCCAAACACUGUUGACAUUGAAAAUUAAGUUUACAUUUGACCUAACAGGCUCUAAUUAUAUUAAAUUUAAAUCCUGUCCAUAUAUCUAUAGUUUUGUGAAUGCAUUUUGUUGGUGUUUGAAAAAGAAUCAAGGGAAGGGGGGAUUUCCAGGUGCCUUAAUAUAAAGUUUGAAGCUUCAACCACCAAAGUUAAAUAGAGCUAUUUAAAAAUUCACUUUAUUUCUAUUUCGUGUGGCUUGCCCAUUAGUUUUGUUCCCAGUGAGUUCAGAUUCCAGCAGAAUUUAGACAGAGAUAGAACAGACAUGGAUUUUUGUUUGCUGACUAUAUGAUGGAUGAAACCAUUGCAUUCUUGUACACUGAUUUGAAAAUGCUGUAAAUAUGCUUCGAUUUGUACUGAUUCUCUUUAAAUAUGAAAUGUAAAUAAAACAUUCCCAUGAAAGAGUGCAUCUGAUGUUCCCUUUAGCUGUUAUAUACUCACUUUUGUGUAUAAUACACUUAGUUUUGAGAGGAAAGAAUUGUUGGAUGUAAACGGUCAUUGAUAUAUUUGAUCAGUACAGACUAAAUCUCUAGUGUGAUCUUUACGUGUGACCUCAUGCAAAAAGGGAAGAGAUGCCAUUAUGCUCUGAAAAAACUGUGAAGUAGUUUUAGAUGUCAACAAAGUAAAUAAUAAAGCUUAUCAGUAAUAAAAUACAAGGUUAAAUUAUCUUGAUGUUAACCUGUAUUUGUGCCAUUUAUGACAUGAGGAUUAUUUCAGUAUUUUAAAGCUUUCUUUCAUUUUUUUUUCUUUAGACUGUAUGACUGAUAGGAUGUUGUUAAUGAAUCAGAAUAUAUCUUAUCUUUUGUAAAGCAUUUUAAGAAUCCACAGAUACUUGGAUCACUUCAGGACCAUGGUUAUCAAAAUCAGUGUACACAUUUUAUGUGACAACAUGCCUGCAAUAUGAGUAUUCUCUAUAGUUUUAAAGGGUUUAAGUUUUGUGGGGAUCAUUUUGAUUUGUUCCAUCUCAGGAUUAAAACAACCCAUAUCAGAUAGGGUCAUUUCAGGUUCCCAAUCCUCAGCUACCCAAGGAACUAACUGGGACUGAGCUCCCAAGGUCCCAAUGAGGAGCAGAAGGAGGGAGAACAUGAGCAAAGAAGUCGGGACCACGA